Messenger RNA from Podospora pseudocomata, 492 nucleotides. RefSeq lists its product as uncharacterized. The transcript has a single exon. The record is from RefSeq and is a predicted model, not a curated record. Lineage: Eukaryota; Fungi; Ascomycota; Sordariomycetes; Sordariales; Podosporaceae. The coding region runs from base 1 to 492 and encodes 163 amino acids.
AUGGGCUCAACGACCAUCAUCCGCGGCUUCAAACUCUCCGUCGCAACCCUCGAUGCCUUCCUCUCCGCCAACAAUGUCGACGAAACAUAUGGAACCCCGCCCUUCUACAAGCACCACCUAGAAAACAAGGAUCUUAUCUCAAAGCUGCUCUUCUCUAAGAUUUCCUACUUCGAUCCUAACGCCGAUAAAAAUAAAUUCCGCGUAUUGAUACCCUCCAUCGAAGGCAUAAGCCGCGCUAAGACAGCGUAUGUUGCUUACUCAUGGGCUGCGGUACGGGCGCAUCGCGAGGUUAAAAUGGAAGAAGACCUGCCGGAGGAAAUUCCCAAGGGGUUUGAAGAGCUUCGGCAGGAGAUUCUGAGCUACUCCGGAAAAGGAGACGUGGAGGAGGAAGAUAAGGUUCAGGAAGAGGGGAAGAUGGGGAUUUAUUUGGUAGUUACCUGUGAUAUUAGGGGGUAUUAUGGGGGAAAUUUUUCAAGUAAGGAAGGUUUGUAA